AUGCGAGAGGGCGACGCCGUGAUUGCCGUCAUGGGCAUGACGGGCUCGGGGAAAAGCACCUUUAUCUCGUACUUUUGCGAUACCGCCGCUGCCGGCCACGGCUUGCGCUCCGUGACGGCGCAAGUGGAAGCGCACGUCUCGCUCAUCUUAGUCGACACGCCGGGGUUCGACGACACGACGCGGUCCGACACGGAGGUUCUGCGCGAGAUCGCCAGCUGGCUGGCCGUGACGUACGCGCACGACAUCAAGCUGGCGGGGGUGGUGUACCUGCACGGGAUCCAGAUGCCGCGCGUGGGCGGGCCGGCACACACCAACAUGCGGCUGUUCCGCGACCUGUGCGGCGAUGAGUCGAUGGCGUCGGUGGCCCUGGUCACGACGCACUGGUCGCGGUCGUCUGAGGAGCGCGUCGCGCAGCAGCAGCGGUACGACGAGCUCGUCAGCGACGACGCCUUCUGGCGCGGCAUGGUGCAGCGAGGGGCGCGCGCCUUCAAGCACGACCGCGGCCCGAUGUCGGCGCGCCGCAUCGUCGAGCACCUGCUAGGCCGCGAUGCCGAGGUCAACGACGGGCGUGGCAUCGGGCUGCGUGUGCAGCGCGAGAUAGCGGGCGGCGCCACGCUAGACCGCACUGCCGUUGGCGUGGCCAUAGAGGCGCGCAUCGAGGCCAUGCAGGCCGCUUACGAGUCGCAGCUAGGCGACCUGCGGCGCGAGCUAGACGAUGCGAGGCGCGCGACGCAAGUCAACGAGCGCAAUAUUGACGAGAUUGUCGAGGAGCGCCGGGCCCUGGAGGGCCGCUUGAGGGACGAGCAAAGGAAGCGCCGUCGGCUGAGGGUCGACCUGGAACGGCUGCACCAGGAGCGCAGCGCCGACCUGCAGAGGGAGGCUGAGAACGUGAGCCGGAUGCUGGAGGAACGCAUCGCGGCCAUCAUUGCUGAGAAUCCCCGAGGUCUAGAUCAGCGGGUUGCGAGGGAACGGGUGCAGCGGGAGAGGAGUAGAAGGAGGAGGUACAAACAGGGGCAAGGGUGUUUCGUCAUGUAA
Molecule: messenger RNA, 1035 nt
Organism: Lasiosphaeria miniovina
Lineage: Eukaryota; Fungi; Ascomycota; Sordariomycetes; Sordariales; Lasiosphaeriaceae
Exons: 3
Coding region: 1-1035 (344 amino acids)
Source: RefSeq, a predicted model, not a curated record